CUGUUUUGGAGCUAUUUGUGUAGUUGAUGUCUGAGAAUAUCACCGUGGAAUAAAUUUCCCUAUAGUAGUAGUCACACUGUUUCUGUUACUUUGUAGCCCCAGGAUGGACUUUCUGGUUCUCUUCCUGUUUUACCUGGCUUUGUUGCUGAUUGGUGUUGUUAUGAUCUGCUUCUGCCCAGAAAUCCAUUAUGUGAAGGGCCUGGUCAGGGGAAGAACACAGAUAUUUUCCUGUAUAGUUUCAGAAUGCGUUCAGCGAGCCAUCCUAGAACUGCUUCAUUACCUCUUCCAUACACGAAACCGCAUCUUCAUCUUCUUGCACCUCAUCUUGCAAGGGAUGAUCUAUACUGAAUAUACCUGGGAAAUAUUUGGUUACUGUCAAGAGCUGGAGUUCUCCUUGAAUUACCUUAUUCUGCCCUAUAUGCUGCUGGUUGUAAACCUGGCCUUUUUCACAUUAACUUGUGUCAGCAACCCUGGAACCAUAACAAAGGCAAACGAAUUACUGUUUCUCCAAGUGUAUGCAUUUGAUGAAGUGAUGUUCCCAGUGAACAGGAGCUGCCCCACUUGUGAACUAAGGAAACCAGCGCGGUCCAAGCACUGCAGCGUGUGUGACCGCUGUGUGCACCGAUUUGACCAUCACUGCAUUUGGGUGAACAACUGUAUUGGAGCCUGGAAUGCGAGGUAUUUCCUUAUCUACCUCAUGACUCUGACGGCCUCAGCUGCCUCCAUAGCCGCUGUGAGCACUGUGUUUCUGGUGCACUUGGUGGUAGUGUCGGAUUUGUACUCAAAGACUUACAUUGAUGACCUGGGACGCGCCCAAGUUAUUGACUUCGCCUUUCUUAUUCAGUACCUGUUCCUGACCUUUCCAAGGAUUGUCUUCAUGUUGGGCUUUGUCAUAAUACUCAGCUUCCUCCUGGGGGGCUACCUGUGCUUUUCUUUGUACUUGGCUGCCACCAACCAGACCACUAAUGAGUGGUGCAGAGGUCAGACCUGGCCCCCACCAGCAAAGUCACAUGUCUACCGGAACAUUUACUCCCAUGGAUUUUGGAGCAACCUUGGAGAGAUCUUUCUACCUGCUACAGCAUAUUAUGAUAGGAAGAAGAAAUAAGAAUGGAAAGAGUAUUACUGCCUUUUAAAUGUUGUAUACAUUUAUUUAUACAUGUGGAU
This is a messenger RNA of Condylura cristata (star-nosed mole), 1164 nucleotides long. RefSeq names its product zinc finger, DHHC-type containing 4 (gene ZDHHC4). Gene Ontology annotation, cellular component: Golgi apparatus; endoplasmic reticulum. The transcript is spliced from 6 exons. The coding region runs from base 104 to 1105 and encodes 333 amino acids. The record is from RefSeq and is a predicted model, not a curated record. Gene Ontology annotation, molecular function: protein-cysteine S-palmitoyltransferase activity. NCBI's taxonomy places the organism in Eukaryota, Metazoa, Chordata, Mammalia, Eulipotyphla, Talpidae. Gene Ontology annotation, biological process: protein targeting to membrane; peptidyl-L-cysteine S-palmitoylation.